Messenger RNA from Brassica napus (rape), 2602 nucleotides. Its product is annotated as phospholipase A1-IIbeta-like. The record is from RefSeq and is a predicted model, not a curated record. The coding region runs from base 209 to 1453 and encodes 414 amino acids. Gene Ontology annotation, molecular function: glycerophospholipid phospholipase A1 activity. The transcript is spliced from 3 exons. Gene Ontology annotation, biological process: lipid metabolic process. Lineage: Eukaryota; Viridiplantae; Streptophyta; Magnoliopsida; Brassicales; Brassicaceae.
UUGUAUAUUAAUAUCUCAUCCAACCUAUUAUAACGUCCAUACUUUAAAAUCUUUAACAAAAGGCCGGCAAAACUUAUGUGAAGAGCAUGUAUUAAGGACCAAUACUUCACGCAUAAACUAUCCAAACAUUUUGAAAACACCAACAAAUUCUACAAGGCAACAGAAAGGAAGAGGAGGACGUUCGGUUUGGAUCAAAAUAAAAGUGAAAAUGGUGGGAGAUAUUGCUAAGAGAUGGAAGGAAUUGAGCGGCAAUAGCAAAUGGAAAGACCUACUUGAUCCUCUUGACUUGGAUCUACGCCGUUACAUCCUCCACUAUGGAGACAUGGCUGAGGUCGGAUACGUUACCUUUAAUAGUGACCGCCGGUCCAAAUAUGUAGGAGACAGCUGCUACACUAAGGAAGAGCUCUUUGCUCGUACCGGCUACCUCAAAGCCAACCCUUUCAGGUACGAGGUGACUAAGUACAUAUAUGGAACAUCGUCGAUAAGGUUACCGGAAUGUUUCUUAAUCAACUCAUUGUCAAGGGAAGCAUGGAACAAAGAUUCUAACUGGUUAGGUUACACUGCGGUGUCUACAGACGAAGGCAAGGAGUUGUUAGGGAGAAGAGACAUUGUUGUAGCAUGGCGAGGGACUAUGCAGUUGUACGAAUGGGCUAACGAUUUUGAUUUUCCACUUGAAUUAGCUACCUCGGUUUUCCCUCCUACUGACCCGAAUGAUCCAAAUGACCCUCCUCGCAUUGCCAAUGGUUGGCUGUCUCUUUACACAACCUCUAAUACACACUCACGUUUUGACAAGACCAGUGCACAAGAACAGGUUCAAGGAGAGCUCAAAAGGUUACUAGAAUUGUACAAACAUGAAGAGAUUAGUAUCACCUUUACAGGCCAUAGCUUGGGCGCAGUUCUAUCUAUUUUAUCAGCCACAGACUUUCUCCAUAACGAAUGGCCUAAGACCACAACAAGUCUUGGAGACACGCUUUCUUGUGUCACGGUUUUUGCUUUUGGCAGUCCCCGCAUCGGUGACCUUAACUUCAGAAGACUGGUCGAGUCUCUAAAAAAACUCAACAUCUUGAGAAUUACAAAUGUUCCGGAUCUCAUUCCGCAUUACCCGGUGUUCAGGUUCACAGAUGUAGGGGAGGAGCUUGAGAUCAACACGUUGAAAUCAGAGUACUUGAAACGGUCUCUAAACUUGGCACAUUUCCAUAACCUGGAGGCUUACUUGCACGGCGUGGCGGGGACACAACACAACCAAGCGGAGUUCAAGCUGGAGAUUAACCGUGAUAUCGCGCUGGUCAACAAGGAAUUAGAUGCUCUUCAAGAUAAGUACUUAGUGCCUGGGCAUUGGUGGGUUCUUGAGAACAGAGGUAUGGUUCAAGCGAAUGAUGGGACAUGGAUUCUUAAUGGAGAUAUGGCAAAGAAUGAUCAAGAAGAAGAAAAGGACGAAUGCGAAUUACUAUGAAUAUAUCUAUAAUACAUGUUUAAUUAACAUUCACAAAAUCCUUUUGAAGCAGUAAAAGAACAAGAGAAUGUUACGUAUUCUCAAACAAAUAACGUCUGAAGCACCAAAUCGAGAGAAGAUGAUUAUUUAUGUACAUGGAAAAAGAGGAAGAAGAAGAUCAACAAGGUAUCGUGGAUGUGAACCACUCCAUAACAUGAAUUGGAGCUUUGAUCAACCCUAAUACGAUCUCCACUAGUAUAGUCACGCACAAGUAACAAGGAUAUGCAUUGGCCAUUGUGUGAGUGAAUAAAUUACAACCCCAUAGAGUCGUAUUUAUAACCUUCAAAGUUUUGGUGGGUGUUUAUGAGGUUAUUGGGGAGAUUCAAAAAUCCAUGUCUCCACAAACACAAUGCUGUGCAGCACAGCCUGAGCUAGAACAGUAAAUUCUAACAAUAAACAAGACUGUGCUAGUGAGUAUCGUUGUUGUGGACUUUUGUGGGUUAUUGAAGUAGGUUUACUAAUUGGAUAAACAAUCAUGUUGCCCUGGAAGCAACGUGAGCAAGGCCCAUUUCAUAUUUUCAGAUGCACUCAAUAUAAAGAAUGGCAAGUAUCAGGCAGGCCCAUUUUCUGAAAGAACGACAAUUUCUAAUAUGCUUUCCCAAUAGUGAAACAUAGCUUCAACAAUUAUGUCAUAAAACCUUAAGAUGUCUAACAACCGUUUCAUUGUCCCGUUUUAAAAUGCUGGCAUAACAAAACAAAUCUAUAAUUUUAUGGUUUUUGGUUUGAAGCUAGAGAAUAGACAUUAGUGCUGUUUUUGGCUUCAAAAAUUUCACAAACUAGAUCUUAGUUGCAUUAGUUUGUACAAAAGCCUUUUUUUAUUUGAAUAAAUUUAACAUUCUUUUAAAACAAAAUCUAUAAUAUUAUGUAAGUAAAUUUUGUAUAUGUCGUAUGUUAAUUUUUCAGGAAUUUAUUAGACAAAUAUCUUCAACAAAAUAAAAUUAUUAGGAUUAACUGUUAUUAUUAAUAUUCAUAUUCUAAAUUAUCUUGUUUAAUAAUCUUUAAAAUUUUUAUUUUCUAAAAUACAAAAUAUGCUAUUUUAAUAUAUAUGUUUAACAUCCAUUAUAUUUUUUAUGUAAGCUGAAAGUUUGUUUAUGUGUAAAUAUAUAUUAA